Molecule: messenger RNA, 1566 nt
Organism: Phyllopteryx taeniolatus (common seadragon)
Lineage: Eukaryota; Metazoa; Chordata; Actinopteri; Syngnathiformes; Syngnathidae
Gene: dram2b
Product: DNA-damage regulated autophagy modulator 2b
Exons: 7
Coding region: 230-1162 (310 amino acids)
Biological process (GO): photoreceptor cell maintenance; regulation of autophagy
Cellular component (GO): lysosome
Source: RefSeq, a predicted model, not a curated record
GCUUGUUCGGCGGCGCGCAUGCGCGUCGGCUCAGCCACGACCGAAGCGAAAGCUUCCUGUUUGGCGUCGUUUGCUUUGAAACAAUCCGACACAAAAGAAAAAGAGUCAAGUCUAAAUUGACCUUCCAGCAUAAACUGCACCAAAGUUUGCGUUUGAAAUGAGCUGCGCCGAUUGCUGUGGACGAUUUGACGCGCUUGAGUGACGACCCAAAGGAGCGCAGGAGGAAGCGAUGUGGUGGUUCCAGCAGGGCCUGAGCUUCCUGCCCGCCCUCCUGGCGGUCUGGACGGCGGCGGCCUUCGUCUUGGCCUACGUCACGGCGGUGGUCCUGAGGCACGUGGACCCUCUGGUGCCCUACAUCAGCGACACGGGAACGAUGGCACCGGAGAGGUGCGUGUUUGGCAUCAUGCUGGAUGUGUCGGCCUUUUUAGGCAUGGCCACCGUGUACGUGCGCUACAAACAAGUGGAGGCGCUGACGGGCGCCGACGACGCCGACGGCGGCCGGAGCGUCUCCAGACUGAACCGCUUGGGGCUGCUGCUGGGCCUCUUCAGCUCCAUGGGCAUGUGCGUGGUGGCCAACUUCCAAGUAAGUAGUUCUCAAGUCAAAGCAAAAACGUUGUGCGUCUCCAACGAGUCAGUCAUUCGUAUGCCGAGGCGCCGCCGUAUUCGUGCAUUUGCGUGUGCGCAGAAAACGACGCUGUUCCGGGUUCACCUGCUGGGCGCCGUGCUGACGUUGGGCGUGGGCGCUGUGUACAUCCUGGCGCAGACGCUGCUGUCGCACCGCAUGCAGCCCCGCGUGCACAGCAGGAGGGUCUUCCACGUCCGCCUCGCCCUGGCGCUCUGGACCCUCGCGAGCAUCGUCGGCAUGUUCGUGUCGUCCGUCGUCAUGUACAGCAGCCUGCCCGGAGUGGACGUCGCCCGCAAGCUGCACUGGACGCCCGGAGAGACGGGCUACACGGCUCACAUCGUCAGCACGCUGUGCGAGUGGUCGCUGGCGUUUUCCUUCAUCAGCUUCUUCUUGACGUUCAUACGAGACUUCCAGAAAAUUAAGCUCCGAGCCGAAGCGGACGUGCAGUGCCGCCACCUGUACGACCGGCCGCCCCGGAGCCUCGCCGCCGCCGCCGCAGCGUCCGAGUCGUCGCCGCUGCUGCCGGGAGACACGUAACCCCGACGAGUACCCAAAAGGAACCCCACCACUAACACGACUUUUACAAGCACUUUUUCCACUUUUUGUACUGUUUUAUAACACCACCUACAAAAAUAAUUUGUUGGCCAGCGAGCGAUAAGUCGGAACCGCUCAGGAAGUCGGCGAAGUGGGCCUUCACUUUCCGACAAAAAUUGUCUGUAGGAAAUAAUGGGAAUGCAAAAAUAAUCUGCAUGCUGCAUGACAAAGUAAAAUCUAAUUAAUGUACUCACCCUUUGAGGACACUUGGGGAAAUGAUUUUGUCGUUUGGUGGUUAACUACUUAUGGUCUUCGUCAUAACAAAAUCAAAAUAAAAAUUGUUGGAAUAAAUCGACUAGAUGCUCACUGAGCUGAAGUCUCACCGGAUUGGCGGGUGUCAAAAGUGA